Molecule: messenger RNA, 723 nt
Organism: Psylliodes chrysocephalus
Lineage: Eukaryota; Metazoa; Arthropoda; Insecta; Coleoptera; Chrysomelidae
Source: the annotation of a GenBank genome assembly
UCAUAUUGCAAAAAUUAUAUAACCAAGAAGUGGGUUUUUGUACGGUAUAAUUUAUUAAUUUUCUACUGCAAUGGCUGCAAAGAGAAUUACUAAAAGCGCAAUAAAUUGGGCCGCUCUAAGCGAAAGAGUUCCCGAACACCAACGACCUCAAUUCUUGGCUUUUAAAACCAAGUCUGAUGGAUACCUCAGGCGCGUAUUAGCAAAUCCCGAGAAGGCUCCGGCUAUUGAUUGGUCAUUUUACAAGUCGAAGGUCCCCCUUCCCGCUAUGGUUGAUGAAUUUCAGAAACAGUAUAGUGCAAUUUCCAUCCCUUAUCCUCCAGAUACAGUAAAGCCUCAGUUGGAUGCUUUAGAGAAAGAAAUUAAGAGCGAUAUUGAAAAAUUCAAGGCUGAAUCUAAUGUUCGCAUUCAGGAUUAUAAAAAGCAGUUGGCCCAUAUUGCUAGUCUAAUUCCAUACGACCAAAUGACAAUGGAAGAUUUCCGUGAUGCUUAUCCAGAAGAUGCUAUUGACCCUAUCAACAAACCCACUUUCUGGCCCCAUACCCCUGAAGAACAACACGACUAUGUUGAUAAGGAUGCUCAGCCAACCCACCACUAGAAUAUAUUUAUUUAACCUGUGGUUGUCAAUAUAAGCUCUAUAGUUGUCUACAAUUUUAUUGUGUCCAGUAUGGGACUAUUUUUUGUUGAAUUAUUAGAAUAAAAUCAAAUACCCACUAAUUGUCUGAU